Molecule: messenger RNA, 2134 nt
Organism: Pristis pectinata (smalltooth sawfish)
Lineage: Eukaryota; Metazoa; Chordata; Chondrichthyes; Rhinopristiformes; Pristidae
Gene: rars1
Product: arginyl-tRNA synthetase 1
Exons: 15
Coding region: 84-2066 (660 amino acids)
Biological process (GO): arginyl-tRNA aminoacylation
Cellular component (GO): cytoplasm
Molecular function (GO): arginine-tRNA ligase activity; ATP binding
Source: RefSeq, a predicted model, not a curated record
GCUGUGGAGCACGGCCGAGGCCGCAUGUCCGGCCGGGCGGCGGAAGCGGGGUGACGCGCUGCGCGGCCGCCAGCCGGUGAGACAUGGCGAGCCUGGUGGGCAAGUACGGAGCUCGCUUGAAGGAGCAGGAGAAAGAAAUCAAGUCUCUUAUUGCUGAAAUUGAGAGUUUGAAAAACCCUGUGGUGCUUGACUUUUCCUUGGGAUUGAGUGAGAUGUUGGAGGAGAACGCCAAGCUCAAAUACCGGCUAAAUGUUCUCAAGCGUAGUCUGCAAGAAGAGGAAAGCAAAGCAGGAACCAGCAUGAUAAACGUCAAUCAACGAUUGCAGAAUAUAUUCCGCAUUGCCAUUAAGCUUGCCUAUCCACAUCUCGAAAACCCACCAUUAGCAGUUACACCAAGCCAAAGUUCAAAAUUUGGAGAUUAUCAAUGCAAUAGUGCCAUGGCAAUAUCUCAGAUCUUGAAAGCCAAGGGAGAGAAGAGUAAUCCCAGAGAGAUUGCUCAGAAAAUUGUCAGUAACAUUCCAAAAAAUGAUAUAAUUGAAAACAUUGAUAUUGCUGGACCAGGUUUUAUCAAUGUUGAUCUGAAAAGAGAAUUUGUCUCCAAACUGCUGAAGGAUCUACUAGUAAACGGAGUUCAGCCUCCCUUGGUAGGACCAAAGAAAAAGGUGGUGGUAGAUUUCUCUUCUCCCAAUAUUGCCAAAGAGAUGCAUGUGGGUCAUCUGCGAUCAACCAUCAUCGGUGACAGCAUGUGUCGCUUAUUUGAGUUUGUUGGAUAUGAUGUUUUAAGGUUAAAUCAUAUUGGUGACUGGGGAACACAGUUUGGGAUGUUGAUUGCUCACUUGUACGACAAGUUUCCAGAUUACCUUGCUGUUUCCCCUCCAAUUGGUGAUCUUCAGAUGUUCUAUAAAGAAUCCAAAAAAAGAUUUGAUGAAGACGAAGCCUUUAAGAAGCGGGCUUACCAGUGUGUGGUACAGCUACAGAACCACAAUCCAGAUGUUAUUAAGGCAUGGAAUCUGAUCUGUGAUGUUUCUCGAAAGGAAUUCCAAAAAAUUUACAAGAGUCUGGAUAUAAAACUAAUUGAGAGGGGAGAAUCGUACUAUCAAGACAUGAUGAAUGAUGUUGUAAAAUUAUUUGAGGAAAAAGGUUUAGUCCAACUUGAUGAAGGCCGAAAGAUUGUUUUUCCACCAGGCUGCUCAGUGCCCCUGACGAUAGUAAAAUCAGAUGGAGGUUACACAUAUGACACAUCAGAUUUAGCUGCUCUUCGACAAAGGAUUUUUGAUGAGAAGGCUGAUAUCAUUAUCUACGUUGUAGAUAAUGGGCAGAGCGUCCAUUUCCAGACAGUCUUUGCAGCUGCACAGAUGAUCGGCUGGUAUGAUCCCAAGGAAAUCAGAGUAGAACAUACUGGAUUUGGUGUGGUAUUAGGUGAAGAUAAAAAGAAGUUUAAAACUAGAUCAGGAGAAACUGUGAGAUUAGCUGACCUACUGGAGGAGGGUCUGAAAAGAUCAAUGGAUAAGCUGCUGGAAAAAGAGCGAGACAAGGUUUUGACUCCUGAGGAGCUUCAGGCAGCAAAAGAGGCUGUGGCAUUUGGAUGUAUAAAGUAUGCUGACCUUUCUCACAAUAGGACCAAUGACUAUGUCUUUUCCUUCGACAAGAUGUUGGAUGAUCGUGGGAACACUGCAGCCUAUUUGCUGUAUGCCUUCACCAGAAUCAGGUCCAUAACUCGACUCGCAAACAUUGAUGAUGCAACUUUGCAAAAAGCAGCUGCAGAAGCAACCAUCCUGCUGACUCAUGAGAAAGAGUGGAAGUUAGGUAAAUGUAUUCUGCGAUUCCCAGAAAUCCUUCACAAGAUCCUGGAUGACCUAUAUCUGCAUACCCUUUGUGACUACCUCUUUGAACUGGCCACAACCUUCACAGAGUUCUAUGACAACUGUUAUUGUGUAGAGAAGGACAGGCAAACAGGUGAAGUUAUCAAAGUGAACAUGUGGCGGAUGCUGCUGUGUGAAGCUACUGCUGCUGUAAUGGCAAAGGGUUUUGCUAUUCUGGGACUCAAGCCUGUUCAGAGGAUGUAAUUCUCUUACUUUUCAGCAGUUACUGGAGCAGCAAAUGUAAUAUCAAAUAAAAUCCAAUAUGAAGACAA